Micropterus salmoides (largemouth bass) is the source of this 2362-nucleotide messenger RNA. RefSeq names its product coxsackievirus and adenovirus receptor-like. Bases 713 to 1354 code for a protein of 213 amino acids. The transcript has 3 exons. The record is from RefSeq and is a predicted model, not a curated record. Lineage: Eukaryota; Metazoa; Chordata; Actinopteri; Centrarchiformes; Centrarchidae.
CUUAACAACAACAACAUGUAACAUGUAACUGCGUAACAGCAUGUCUGAACAGACACACUUACACACAGAAACAGACAGAGCCACCUGCAGAAAGCUAAUGUGGUUUACACAGCCUUUUCUGUGUCGUGAUACAGGUGAGAGGGUCCGGCUGCUCUCUCUGUUCUCCUCAGAGUUAACUGAACUGGGUUCAGUUUUCGGUCUGAGCAGGCCAGGCUGGGAGGCCAUUGCGGCCCCCGGGUCCGUCCAGGUGGGGAGCAGAGCCGAAGGGAAGUGAGUUGAGUGGAGCGUGGGGGGAAAGAGCGAACAGAGCUUGUGCUGCUGUUUUUAUCAGUGAGGCGUUUGAGGUGACAAAAGUUCAGCAAGAUCACAAAUAAACAUCCUCAGCUUUGUGAGGUCCCUGUGAUCACAACUGCUAAAAGGGCCUAUAUGCACAUCAUGCAGCAAACAGUUCAGCUUUCUUUGAAAACAUGUCACCUUCCCCCUCCCUCGUUUGGGCGGGUCGACUUUCAGAAACAAAAACAGCUACACAACACAAAGAAGACGUCAGUCUGGUUUCACCUUUUCAUCUCUGCAGCCAAAUAUGUGACUCAACCUGACAUUCGGCUAUGGAGAGAUUCUCACUGUUGAGUAACAUAGGUGGUCCGCUGUCAGCAGACACUACAGAGCAGAAAGAAGAACUCAGUCUGGUGUCAGCGUCAUCAGCUCUGCUGUCAUGGUCACUUUAACAUGGCCGCCAUUUGUGGCUUUGUUCGCAUGUUCAUGGAUCGUUGUUCUGUGUCAAGAGACACAGGAGGUGAAGGCUGGAGAGGACGCCACUCUUCAGUGUCAGGGUCACAGAGAGGCUGCAAUCACACUGAUAAAGUGGAGUAAACCUGACCUGAAGUCAGAUGAUGGUUAUGUCUUCUUCUUCAGCCUUGAUGAAAAAAAUGAAAACAUCCAGCAUCCAUCUUAUCGUGGUCGAGUGGAGCUGAGAGAUCCAGAGAUGAAGGAUGGAGACGCUUCUGUGAUUCUGAAGAACGUCAAAACCAAUGACACUGGAACAUAUGAGUGUCGGGUUAGAGAGAAAGACAGUUCAGGCAAAGUUGAAGUCGUCAGCUCCAUCGGUCUGACAGUGACAGAACCAGGUCACACAGCUGGACACAAGGAGGGAGGAGACGAGGAGGGAGGAGACAAGGAGGGAAAUGUUGGACUGAAAGUUGGUCUGUUAGUUGGUGUGAUUCUUCUUGUUGGUGUUAGUGUUGUUGUUUUUAGAAAGAAGAUCUUUGGAAUAUGUAGAGUAUGCAAAGACAACAAUUCAGACAAACAUAUUGCUCAUAGAAAUGUACCAAUGCGAACGUUUUUCUCUGGCUGCUGAUUGGUGGACUGAAUGUGCUGCUGGACAGAAGAAACACAUUCCUCCUGUAAAAUAAACCUGAGCUGUUGACACACGUCUGAAUUCACCUGGAGGCAGGUUAAUGCCAGAUGGGCUGACUGACCAGCAGCUCUGUGGGACAAACAAUAUGACCUGAUGCUGGAACAGCCAGCUGAUUGUUAAUUACAGGAAGUGGUACAGACCGUCAGCACCUCCCCUCACCCUUAAAAGUGGAUCCAUCCAUCCAUGUAGAGUCAGCGUUCAAGAGAACAAGCAGAGUUCAGAUCAAAUAAACUGGUUAAAUGACAAAAAGUGAAAAGGUCAGAAAGAAAAAGAAGCAUAAUCUCUGGUCUGAUGCUGUAAAAUCUUCUAAAUGAACAGUGACCGAUCCAGUGUCAAUCUAAACUCUGCUAGCUGCAGUUAUAACAUUAACAGUAACUCUUGGAUGGUUGGAGCUGGAUUGUGUUCCCAGUCCAACCCUGAAGAGCUCUGUCCCUGUUGUUCACUCACCGACCUGCAUCAGAGCUAUCCCCUGUCACUACUGGUGUUCCCCAGGGCUCUGUCCUGGGGCCCCUUCUGCUCAUCAUCUAUCUGCUUCCUCUUGGUCAUAUCUUCCGUAAAUUUUUUGCGGAUGACACACAGCUCUACCUGUCCACCAAACCUAACACAUCUCUCCCACCCACCUCCCUCUUGCCUAAAUCCCACCUGAAAACACAUUUUUAAACUGGCAUAUCCCACAUGAUCACUAUUUAUCAGGUCACAGCAAUCUUUGUUUCCAGUUGUACCCUGAUUUUUAUGCACUGUAACUAUAGUUGUUAAUUUUAUUGAGUUAUUGCUGUACAGUUUUAUUAUGUUUUGUGAGGCGCCUAUAAAUAAAAUGUAUUAUUAGAGCCCGACCACGAACCGUGUGAACUCACCAAACUUUGCACAUAAUUCGGAUGCGGCAAACAAUUCCGUAUAUUAUGGGUUUCACGCAUGGGCAUGGCCAGAGCCAGAUUAAGAAGUCUGAGG